CGAGCCUGAGAAACAAUUGAAACGACGGAGAUUUUAUUUUUAAAGCAAAUAAUGCGCGAAAACAAUAUAUUUUUGCAGAGAAGUUGUGAGAUUCGCGUGAAGACGAGCGAGUGACAAGCCGUCAGCCACCCCAACAAUGAAAUCCUUCAAGAGAGCUCUCGGUUCUCAGUUCCCUGACACGUCAGACAGCGACCCCCAUGAGGACGAUGUGUCCGAAGACUUCUCACCGAACGAGUCUGGGGCAUCGGCCAAGCGCCGGCGCCGUGGAAACCUCCCAAAAGAGGCUGUGGAGGUGCUGCGCAGCUGGCUCUAUGAACACCGCUUCAACGCCUACCCGUCUGAGCAGGAGAAACGUAGUCUGUCAGGCCAGACGCGCCUAACUGUGCUACAGAUCUGCAACUGGUUCAUCAAUGCCCGAAGAAGGCUGCUACCGGACUUGCUGCGAAAAGAUGCCAAGGACUCCAAUGAUGUCACCAUCUCCCAGCGACCAGGAAAGGCUGACAGGCUUACACUAGGAGGUGAUGGAGGAGUUCAAGCUCUGGACAAUACACCUCUCGCUCUGUCUGUCCUGCGCCCCCCUGUCAUCCAGCCAGCCCCAAUGCUGGACCUGAGUUUGCUAGGGAGCACUGCUGCAGCCAUCCUGUCUGGGGCAGGCUGCGUGGCCAUCUCUCCUAGCCUCACUCAGGUGGACACAGAAAGCCUACAGGAGGGAGCGAGCGAGCCCGGCGGCAGGAGCGAGACCCACGACACCAGUGCAUCCACUAUGGUGAGCACCACGCAGGACUUCAGUGACCUGCUGUUGCUGGUGGACGCAGCGCUGCAGCGUGCUAGAGAGCUGGAGGUUCAGCAGGGUGUCUGUGAGAGUCCACGGGAUGAGCAGAGAGCUGCAGGAGAGCCAGGCUCUUCCUAGACAUGCCCUGCCUCCGCCUCCACCAAAGAAGAAGUCUUUGUAGGAUACGACAGCCAGCAGUCCAAGGUCCAUGGAAUGUUUCUGUAGUGUCCUGGCGACCGACGGAAAUGUCUCGCAGAGGGAGGGAACCAAGGGCUUUUUCUAUGGGCAGCGUGUCUUUGAGCCUGGUGUAUGAGGUGUGCUAUGGUGUGUGUCAAGAGCUUUCUGACCACAUGGAGGCAACAAAUUUUCCUUUGCACAAUGCAAGAAGCAGUUGACUGAAAGCAGGACUGGCUGAGGAUUGACACUCUACAGAAGAGGCAUUUUUAGGGUGGAGCAUCUUCUCUGGAUCGAUUCCCUUCCGGACUCAGGCGUGGCUCGUGACAGUGGAGCCAUUUUUCCCAAAGUGUUAGGACUGAAACUGUGACAAACUCGACAGCUGACGUGAAUGCGUUAUAGGUGUUCUGUAGCUGGAUC
Messenger RNA from Scleropages formosus (Asian bonytongue), 1366 nucleotides. Its product is annotated as homeobox protein TGIF2-like. The transcript has 4 exons. Gene Ontology annotation, molecular function: DNA binding. The coding region runs from base 137 to 910 and encodes 257 amino acids. The record is from RefSeq and is a predicted model, not a curated record. Gene Ontology annotation, biological process: regulation of DNA-templated transcription. NCBI's taxonomy places the organism in Eukaryota, Metazoa, Chordata, Actinopteri, Osteoglossiformes, Osteoglossidae.